AAGAGAGUGUGGUCCAAAACAGUACCUCAGACUGAACUAGCCAGUUCUCCACUCAGAAAGGGAGCCUGAGUUUUAUCUUCUGCAUCGUCGGUAUGAAGCUGCUGGUUUUGUGUGCGCUCAUUGGGGCUGCAGUGGCCGCUACUACAACACCAUGGCAAGGUGAGACUGAACUUACUCAAGGCUCUCAUGAUUUUCAAACUGAAAUGUCAGAGUGCAGCAAUUCAGGACGCUACCUUUACUUCAAGGAUGCCAAACAUUGGGCUGAUGCUCAGCUGCACUGUCAGACUCUGGGAGGAACUCUGGCCGUGAUUCACACAUCCCAAGAGAACGAUUUACUGAAGAAUCUUGCUAAGGGAAUGCCUGCAUGGAUUGGAUUCUCUGAUGCACAACAUGAAGGGAUUUGGCUCUGGAUAAACGGUGACCGGUUGAGCUAUACUGACUGGUGCUAUGCAGAACCUGACAAUGUGGGUGGGAAACAGGACUGCGCUAUCAUCAAUUCGACAGGUAACAAGUGCUGGGAUGACCAGGACUGCAAAACCGCUUUCCCUUUCAUCUGUCAGAUGAAGUAGCUUCGGAAACAUAAACCCUGAUUUAAACACAAAAUCAUCUCCAUCAAUUUUUCUUUUUCCUGCUGUGACUUAAAGGAGUGAGAGAGAGUCCCAUGUGAGAGGAGGUCUGCUCAGAGCUCAUACAGAGAACAAGGAAUGGAUUUUAAAGAUGCUUUGACUUCACUUUUUUUAUUGUGAUUAAAAC
Messenger RNA from Boleophthalmus pectinirostris (great blue-spotted mudskipper), 753 nucleotides. RefSeq names its product lactose-binding lectin l-2-like. The transcript is spliced from 7 exons. Lineage: Eukaryota; Metazoa; Chordata; Actinopteri; Gobiiformes; Gobiidae. The record is from RefSeq and is a predicted model, not a curated record. The coding region runs from base 93 to 569 and encodes 158 amino acids.